Mytilinidion resinicola is the source of this 2970-nucleotide messenger RNA. Its product is annotated as secretory pathway Sec39. The record is from RefSeq and is a predicted model, not a curated record. Lineage: Eukaryota; Fungi; Ascomycota; Dothideomycetes; Mytilinidiales; Mytilinidiaceae. The transcript has 2 exons. Gene Ontology annotation, biological process: retrograde vesicle-mediated transport, Golgi to endoplasmic reticulum. The coding region runs from base 1 to 2970 and encodes 989 amino acids.
AUGGCUGAAGCUGCGAGACUAUCCGUGCCUCAGAGCGUCCUCCUUGCGGUGCAAUAUGCCACCGAAGCCAACAUCACCGCCCUCCGCACAUUGACGAUAUCCCGGAAAGAUGCCUUCAAUCCUCAACUCACACUUAGGAUCAUACUCAGUUACCUUCCCGAGAGCACGGAGCCUACCUUAUACACUACCUUUGUUCACGAAACUGCGUCAAGAAUAUACUCAGAAGGACAGGACAAUGCUACCCCUCUCGACAUCUCCCCGGUCGUGGACCUAUCAGAGAAUAUAGCACGGAAACGGGUACACAAACUGCACCUACUGCAAAUAGCUCAUUCCUCCUACACGCCCGACACGUCGGAAGAUAUACUCACGCCCUUCCUCGUCCACCGAGUCCAUCGCAUUGAUGCGGAGACAGGUCUACUAGAACUCGUCCCACAGCUCAUUGUACCUUUUCUUCGACACUCAGAAUACCUAAGAACUUGGUUUAUAUCUUCAAUUCUGCCCUUGCUUCGCUACGGCUACGAGUACCAUCCCCACAAUACGAUUCCUACCUUGCAAGAAUUCGGCCAAAUGAAGGGCGCAAAAGUCGUUGAUAUGUUCCUGUCUCCUACCCGAAAGCCCGCCGCGGAUAAGAAAGCAGGUCCACAAAUAGGGAGGGACUUGAGAGGGCUUGUGGGCCCGUGGAUGUAUGGGCAUAACGAGAGGAAACGGCGGAAGUUGGAUACAGGCCGGCAAGAGCCGUUAGCAGCCGACAGCCAGACCAACACAGCAGUUAAACGCACCAACUCGUUUCCUGAGGAAGCCGUGCCAGAGUCUGACGAAGACUGGGAAUGCUUGUUCGCAUGGUUCGUUCAUACGGCUACCGAUGACUUUCCUCUCGUGACGAGCGCCAUAGAAGACUGGGAUGGUCCAGGUGACGUGGAUUUGGGAGGCUAUGACGAGGGGCACCAGUAUCUCGAAGAGGAAAUGCAGCGGCGACUCGAGAUCCGAUAUGCGCAGUCAGCUCUCGCAAGUGCAUAUGCAGUUGAGGCAAACACUCCAGAGGCCAUCGAAGGAGCACACUCGCUCUUAGUUCGAUUGGCAACGCUCAUGGACUUCGAGCCGCCUCCAGGUCUAGCAACUAGUGUUGAGUUGCUACCAAAGAUCGACACGGCCUCCCCUAUUUUACAAGAACCAUCUGCCACUCUUUUUCAAGAUGUGCUCCUUCGUGCCGACAACCCCCUAACGAAACCGGAGGUGCAGACAUUUUGCCUUCUCCAGAUGUUCGUUUACUCGGCUUACAAUUUUGGUGGUUUGAGUUACAACAUUUCAAUAGUGAAUGUCGCAAAAUUACGCUUCCACAAGACCGACGAUGAGCAGUUUGGCAUGCUUCAGAAAAUCUUGCACGGAUUGACCACCGGCCCGCAAAAGGAUGACGACCAAUGGUCACUUGUGAGGGAUCGAUUACUAUGGCUAUGGAACUGGGGAAUCGAUGUCGAUGAGAAUGGUGCUUUGUUUGGAGCAGGAGUGUUUGGGAAAGUAGAAAGAGGAGUUUUCGAGAGGGAAAUUCUACGAGCUUUCCUAGACACCGGUCGCCACACACUCGCCAUUAAGAUAUACAUCAGCGCAACUCCUUAUCAUCGUCUUUCGUUGGAAGAAAUCGAAACUGUGAUCAUCACAGCGGCCAUGGCCCACUACGACAACGCCAGCAAUGGGAAUAGAACUAGAGGGGGCAUGAAGAAGGCUGCUGAUAUCAUUUCAACCUUCGACAAGUAUUUUCCAAAUUCAUUUACAUUCCAAAGAAGCAAGGCCCUCAUCUCUGCGACGCAUGCACUAUCUUUCUACUCCUUGACUCUGCAGCAUGGCGUUCCGUUCAAACCCGUCAUGAUCCGAGCUAGUCUUGACCCACUUUCGCUGUUAGAGAAGGUCUUGGACCAGAAUCCACGCAGCUAUACCCAUCUUGACGAUUUCAUCUCGAUCGGCCAAAAUUUGGUCAUUGCAACACCCCCUAGGCUUUCCGAAGGCGCUCCUGACUCUAUCAUCGAUCUUACCCCCACCGAAUCGAAUCGACGCAAAAACACUGCAGAAAGACGAGUCAUUGGCAUGGCUAUCGAGGCCGCCCUUGCAGAAGACGACUUUGAAACUGCGUACUCGUACGUUGUCAAUCGUUUAUCGCCUCCAAAUUAUUCUGGAACGCCUUCAACACCUGGAACGCCUGCGUCGCCUCUGUCGCCUAUAGGGCCUCUGUCACCCCUCACGCCGACAAGUAGUAGGAGAUCUUCUUUGGACAGGAGACCUUCCAUCGCCGUCGACUACCUGACGUCCGGUCGCCAGAAGAAAGACGAAGACGAUCUGUCAUGGCGCGCUGCUUUUCUCGCAGGACGCCAUCGCUCUUCACCGAUGUCAGGCUCGUACAACUCCGCCGGAUCCACCGCGCCUCCAAUACUGCGAAGACUAGAACAACGAAUGGAGCUGCUCAGUCAAGCGCUCCUGCUCGCCCCCCCGGCGAACCUACCAGAGGUGCUUGGCGUUUGGCAAGAAUGCGAAGAAGAGAUGACGACGCUGCUGGCGCAGGAGAACGAGGCUGAGCAGCGCUUCAACGAUCGAGCCGAUCAGAAGCUACCAGGAGCAUUCACAGAGACGGUUACCAUACAGCCUCGACGAGAAGUCGGCAGAGGUGCUGUUGAGGAGGCGCCGAUGGGACUGUUUGAUGUUGCAAGAGGUGCUGCGGCAGCUUUUUCAAGGAGUGCGUUUCCGCUCCGAGGCGCGAGUGUCAGCACUGACAGCGCUACUGGCGCCGUUCGUAGCGGCGACAGCGGACAUGCUCGGAUGUCGUCGGAUCUGGGAAGUGAAGCUGGGAGUUUUGCGGGGAGUGACGAAGGUGGGAGAGUUCGUAAGCGGGAUAUGGUCGCGAAUGCUGUAACUGGCGGCUUGGCCAGUGGCUUGGGAUGGGUCUUGGGUGCCACACCAGUCCAGAAGCCGGAUAGAGAUUAG